AUGACAUCAACGUGUACCGUUAGGUGGAGUUAUAAUCAUCGACGGUAGCUUGUAUAUGGUCAUGUAUGUUGUGUGUAUGUGGUGUAUAUUUCAGUAAUAAAAAAGUUGACUUUCUUACUUCAGGUGACCCAGGUGAACGAUAGGUUGGGUUGCAGUAACGGCCGGUGACAUGACACACUGUAAAGCGAGGCUGAAGUUGGUUUCGGACUACAUCCCUUUAAGUUCCGGCCUAAAGAGUCGUUCGGAAGCUACGAAUCUGAAGCUAACUUCAUCAUUGUGGCAAACGGUGUUCCGGACGUCUUUGCUGGUGACACCAGCAGGGGAAACACGUCCGGUUGUAUUACACGCACGUCCGCUUUAAGCAACAGAUUUCUCGUCUAAUUUCCCGUAUUCGUGCCUCUACAAUUUGCGCUUGGUGAGUUGAGCGCAGUCUUCUCCAAAAUAAACCUUUUGAACGUGUGGAAGCGUGUGAAGUGGACAGCAGCCAUGCGGGUGAUUCUGUUGUUGGCCGUGACCGUGCUGUCUCUGAGCCCGGCGGCAGAGAGCGGAGCCGAUAAGAAGAAGCUACAGAUUGGCAUCAAGAAGCGAGUGGACAACUGCCCCAUCAAGUCCCGUAAAGGAGACGUGCUGCACAUGCACUACACGGGCAAGCUGGAGGACGGCACGGAGUUUGACAGCAGCAUCCCCCGCGACAGGCCCUUCACCUUUACGCUGGCCACCGGCCAGGUGAUUAAAGGCUGGGACCAGGGCCUGCUGGGCAUGUGCGAGGGCGAGAAGAGGAAGCUGGUCAUCCCCUCCGAGCUGGGCUACGGAGACAGGGGAGCUCCCCCAAAGAUCCCCGGAGGAGCGACACUCAUCUUCGAAGUGGAGCUGCUCACCAUCGAGAGGAGGUCCGAGCUUUGAUGAAGAGAGGAUGACAAGGAAAGCAACUUUAAAAACGUUCCAGGAGCUGCUGCAGCACUACUACUUGGAGAUCAUCUGCCCUCUGAUGAAGACUACAUGGAAAAUCUUGGAGUAGAGUUUACAAC
Messenger RNA from Anarrhichthys ocellatus (wolf-eel), 1028 nucleotides. RefSeq names its product FKBP prolyl isomerase 2 (gene fkbp2). NCBI's taxonomy places the organism in Eukaryota, Metazoa, Chordata, Actinopteri, Perciformes, Anarhichadidae. Bases 487 to 903 code for a protein of 138 amino acids. The record is from RefSeq and is a predicted model, not a curated record. Gene Ontology annotation, molecular function: peptidyl-prolyl cis-trans isomerase activity. Gene Ontology annotation, cellular component: endoplasmic reticulum. The transcript has 2 exons. Gene Ontology annotation, biological process: protein peptidyl-prolyl isomerization.